AUGCCUCACACCAAGGACAGCACCCUCAGCCGUAAGACGAUCAAAUCGUCUGACGGGGCACCGACCGUUACUGCCGAGCUAUCAGGCUACCUUCGACACCUACACCAUCCUCACGAUCUAGCUAUCUUGGGGUUCGACAAGGAAACCAAACAGGCGAAAAUAGCACUCGUCGACAAAGGUUUACAUCCUUACAUGCGAGGGUACAGAGAGAGCUUUGAAGGGACACAUUCGGUCGAGACGAAAUUCGAUUUUGAGUCUCGAGGUCGCGCUUUGAUCGAACAGAUGAACUCUGAAUAUAAAGGAUGUAAGACCCAGAGUUUGUUGGAGAAAAACAAAUUCCCAUUUGAAGUUUUCUCUUUCUGUUCAUCAGCUAAGAUAUCUUGUUCAGACGCAUUGAUGAGUGAUAGUUUGGGACAUGUAUAUAGGGCACCGAAAAGCUUCAAAUUUACCGAGGUACGCAGACCGACCCCCUCAUACGCUUCCAUGGUGGCUUCUCGUAAGGCUUGGUGCGAUGAUUGCGGAUCGUAUCGCCGGAUGGAAGUUUUGCCGAACGAGAGAUUUGACGGAUAUCUCGAAGAGGCGGAAACAGAUAAGGUCAACGAAACGGACAUGGAAGGGUCAAGCGAGAGGGAAGGAAGAUCAUGGUGGGAUACUGCUAGUGAUCUUUGGGAUAGAUCUAGGAGAACAAUCGGAUUAGCUUCGGCAUAUGCAAGUCGAGAGCCUUCCUUAUGGUAA
Molecule: messenger RNA, 735 nt
Organism: Kwoniella botswanensis
Lineage: Eukaryota; Fungi; Basidiomycota; Tremellomycetes; Tremellales; Cryptococcaceae
Exons: 2
Coding region: 1-735 (244 amino acids)
Source: RefSeq, a predicted model, not a curated record